AUGACUGGCCCUAAACAUAUGCCACCGAACAUAUCGAAACCAAUAGAGUAUUUCAAUUUAUUUUUUACACUAGAAUUUCUGGACAUGUUGAGAAUUGAAACAAAUCGGUAUGCACAACAGUUUUUCGAGAAUGCUGGAGCAGCAAAUACAUCCACAACACUGACCUGGAAGAAAACAACAAUCAAAGAGUUGAGAGCAUUUAUAGCCGUUUUACUCGAAAUGGGAAUAACCCGUAGGCCAACAAUUUUUAGUUACUGGUCACAAAAUCAUCGACACAUCCCAUGGUUUGGCCAAAUGUUUAGCCGGAAUAGAUUCCAGUUGCUUUGUAAAUUUUUUCAUACCGUGGACAAUAGCACAUUACCAGCACGAGAUAACAGUGAAUACGACCCAACAGCAAAGUUUGAACCUGUCGUUGCUCAUGCAAAUAGAAAAUUCAAAUUUCAUUAUUCACCACACCAGCACUUGAGCGUGGACGAAUCAUUAGUAGGAACAAAAAGCAGAUCAGCACUCACCCAGUAUUUGCCAAAUAAGAAGCACCACAAAUGGGGCAUAAAAUUUUGGAUGCUAGCCGAUGGGAUCUCCCAUUAUUGUCUGUCAUUCUUUUGCUAUCGGGGAGCCAAGGACCAACGGGACAAGAGAGAAAUAAAAGAAAAAGGCCUCGCUCAAGUAGUAAUAGAUAAAUUACUCGGUAUGAGUAACUACUUUAUGAAAGGAUACCACAUAACUGUCGACAAUUUUUUUACCAGCAUUGCCUUAGCAAGAUCUCUGUUUGAGAAAAAUACAUUUUUAUCCGGAACAAUACGCAGUAAUAGAAAACAUAUUCCAUCGCAGCUCAAAUCAAAAUUGGAAGUGGGCGAAUAUAAGUACCAAAGAAAUCGGGAAAUACUUCUAUUAGCGUACAGAGAAAAGAAGUCACAGAAAAAAAAUGUACUACUGUUAUCAACGCAUGGAACAGCCGCAAAUAAAACGACU
This is a messenger RNA of Dufourea novaeangliae, 972 nucleotides long. RefSeq names its product piggyBac transposable element-derived protein 4-like. The annotation marks the transcript as partial. The transcript has a single exon. NCBI's taxonomy places the organism in Eukaryota, Metazoa, Arthropoda, Insecta, Hymenoptera, Halictidae. The record is from RefSeq and is a predicted model, not a curated record.